Molecule: messenger RNA, 624 nt
Organism: Asterias rubens (European starfish)
Lineage: Eukaryota; Metazoa; Echinodermata; Asteroidea; Forcipulatida; Asteriidae
Product: RNA-binding protein 4.1-like
Exons: 5
Coding region: 1-624 (207 amino acids)
Molecular function (GO): RNA binding; zinc ion binding
Source: RefSeq, a predicted model, not a curated record
AUGGCGUUUGUUUGGCAUGCAUUUCAUUCACUGGGUUUUGGGGGCGGGGAAAACAAAGCUGACAAAAUGAAUAAGAAGUUAUACGUCGGUAACAUUCCAUUUGACUGCAAUUCAGAGCAGAUGCGAGGGCUCUUUGAGCAGUUUGGAAAAGUCACAGAAUGUGAUGUCCUCGGCAAAUAUGGUUUUGUGCAUAUGGCAACAGACUCGGAAGCCCAGACUGCAGUGAGCAAUCUGGACUCUUACAACUUCAUGGGGUCUGCACUGAAUGUUAAAUUCUCCACAGGAAACAGCAAUAAAUUUGGUGGUGGUGGUAAGGAAUAUAAUUUACGUGGCAACUUACCAGCAGACUGCACUGAGGAACGAUUACUUGAAGAAUUUGAGAAGUAUGGGGACGUAGCAGAGUGUGAUGUCAUCAGAAACUAUGGAUUUAUUCACAUGAAGACAGAAGAUGGUGCCACAAAAGCCGUCAAACACCUUCAUAAUAUGGACUUCUUCGGAAACAAUAUCACAGUUAAAUUCUCCACGAGUGGAGUACACAAGGCACCUGGUGUUGGAAGUCAAGGAGAAUGCUUCAAGUGUGGCAAUAGAGGUCAUCUAUCUAGAGACUGCACUGAAUGGGGGUAA